CUCGCAGUAGUCAGUGCGUGAAGUAAGCACCCGGUAUAUCUAGCUCUCCGUCGUCUGUUUCUGCUCUCUCGAGACUUGUCCGCAGGAAGAAGAUAUAACAAGAACAUCCUCUUGUACAGAUUCAUUUUUUUGUAUUAUAAGUGAACUCCAGCAAAAGUUUGUGCAAAAAUGGCCUCAGGAGUGACCGUAUCAGAUGUAUGCAAAACGACAUACGAGGAAAUCAAAAAAGACAAAAAGCAUCGCUAUGUCAUAUUCUACAUCCGCGACGAGAAACAAAUCGAUGUGGAGGUGAUCGGUGAGCGUAACGCCGAGUACGACCAAUUCCUCGACGACAUCCAGAAGGGUGGUCCAGGCGAGUGCCGAUAUGGGCUGUUUGACUUUGAGUAUAUGCAUCAGUGCCAAGGCACCUCGGAAAGUUCCAAGAAACAGAAGCUGUUCCUCAUGUCCUGGUGUCCAGAUACUGCUAAGGUCAAGAAGAAGAUGUUGUACUCUAGCUCUUUCGACGCCCUGAAGAAGUCGCUCGUCGGCGUUCAGAAGUACAUUCAGGCUACCGAUCUUUCGGAGGCAUCACGGGAAGCCGUCGAGGAGAAGCUGCGCGCCACUGAUCGUCAAUAAGAUUAUCCUUACUUAAGAUUACGCACACAAGAAGAAAACAGCAGGAAGAAGCAAACAAUACACGACAUCAAUAACAACAGCAAUAGCACACAGACACACACACACACACACCAAUACAACAACCAGCACCACUAUUCAACAAGAAAGAACAGAAAACAGAAUACAUUUGAACAUUGGUAAUAAUCGAUUAAAGAGAACAUCAAAGCAAAAAGUUCAUUGAAUAACACUUGGAAAAGAAAAAAAAAACACUUUAAGGAAGAGUAAAAAAAUAAGCAGACUAAGCAAAGAAAACAUAAAAACGGUACUGUUGUCAGUAAACUUCCUUCGGAUUUUCUUCGCCAAAGGGAGAAGUUGAUCGCGAACAUGAUACUAUACUAAUAAAAGCAGACAACAACGGUCAGGACAAGUCAGAACUGUAACCAUGCUACCUUAUGGGGUGUGGGUGUGUGCGAGCGAGAGAGGAAGCGUUUCUUAGUAAGCAUUUAUUUAAGCGUGUGUUUAUUACCUCUCUCUCACCAACAGUAGGCCCCCGUCGUUUCAGUACUGUGUGUGUGCGGUCAUCAGCGGGAAGCAAACGUUUGAAAUACAGAAAAAUUCAAAAGAACAAUCGUAUUACAGUUAUGAUUAAUUUAAAUUAAAACAAUAAAAUACUAAUAAAAGAUA
This is a messenger RNA of Toxorhynchites rutilus septentrionalis, 1278 nucleotides long. It is a transcript of the gene tsr, whose product is annotated as cofilin/actin-depolymerizing factor homolog. Gene Ontology annotation, molecular function: actin filament binding. Gene Ontology annotation, biological process: actin filament severing; cell motility; actin filament fragmentation. The transcript is spliced from 5 exons. Gene Ontology annotation, cellular component: actin cytoskeleton; actin cortical patch; cytoplasm. The coding region runs from base 169 to 615 and encodes 148 amino acids. The record is from RefSeq and is a predicted model, not a curated record. Lineage: Eukaryota; Metazoa; Arthropoda; Insecta; Diptera; Culicidae.